AUGGAAGUUAUUUCAACAGAAAUAAAAGAUGUUAAUAUAAAUGGAUCAAAAAAUAAUUUAUCAAAAGAUUCUAUAUUAUCAAAUCAAAAUGAGUAUAAUGUAAUGACAUCACCAAAUAUUAAAAACAAACAAAAAUCAAAUCAAAAUUGUCAGAUAACAACUACUGUUGCAACAAUAUCUACAUCACCAUAUUCACAAUAUCAACCAUCAUCAGCUUUUGUUAAUGCAAAAUUAGCUGCUGGUUCAUCUGAGGUGAUUCAUGUCUCUAAAUCCAUAUCAACACCUUAUUGUGAUAAUCAACAACAAUAUAUUCAUAAUCAGAAUCCCAAAGGAAUUGUUAAUUCUAAUAAUUUAAUGGCCACAAAAGUUAAUUCUUCUUAUUAUCAACCAUCUGGAAAUAUUUCAUCUAAUACUCAACCGAUAGGAGAAAAAGAUAUUAAUGUAUUCUCAACAACUGAUUCAUCUAAUAAUUCAAUAAAAAAUAAUUCGUAUAUGCCGAUAACAAGACAUUAUCUAACCAACCAAAGGUCAAAUCUUUCUAAAAAUAUUAACAAUUCUUCUCAAUUGCAAAAUAAUACUUGUUAUCAGAAUAAUUAUAAAGUAAUAGAAAAAUCGCCAAAUUUUGAAUAUGGUUUUUGUGAUAAUACUAUUAAAAACAUAGAAUCAUCACCAUUACCUCACAGUUCAACUCCUUUAUCUAGUAUAUCAUAUUCUUCUUCAACAGAAAAUGCUCCAAUCAUUAAUAUAAAUGAAACAGAAACAAAAAAUAAAGCUAAACUUUCAUUUAUGAAAGUAUCUGAAUUAAAAAGUGAAUGUAAAAAACGUAAUAUUUCAAGUAAUGGUUCAAAAACACAAUUACUCGAAAGAUUACAACCAUAUGAAGAAUCAAUUUUAUCAUUAAAUAAAGAAGAAAAUGACCAAGAUAAUGUUAAAUCUAUGACGACUAUAAAUGCAAGCAAUCAACAACAUUCUGUAAAUCAAGUAACAACAGAAUAUUAUAUCACUGAUCAAAAUAAUGAAUAUAUAACAAAGCAAUAUGAUUCCCAAAAUAAUCGUCAUUCUAAUAACUUUUCUAAUCAAAUUUCUAAAAGAAUGCCUUCACUUACUGGGAAUAUAUCAUCACUUAAUAAUAUAGAUCCAUCAGAUGGAAUGUCUGGGGCUGUUAUUAUAAAUAAUCAAUUACAAAAUGCGCAUAUAGAUUUAAGUUCAACAAAAAAUGAGAUAAUAAAGGAAGAAAAUAAUGAUAAUUAUACCACAAAAAAUCAAUCGUAUUAUGUUGAAGUUCCUUCAUUUAAAAUAUCUAAUAAUCAAUCUUCACAACAAUAUGUUCAUUUUCUUGAUCAAACAGGAACAACUGUUAGUAUAUCAUCAUUACCAAAAAAUAUAGCUACAACAUCUAACCAAUGCCAAUAUACAAAUAACAUUGUUGUUAGCGGUUCUAAUCAAAGUGAUAAUGUGAUUUAUUAUAAUCAGAUAUCACAGCAGACAAAACAAAAUAAUCAAGAUAAUAAUUCAAUGAAUAGUCAAUCAGGAAAAUAUAACCAUAUAACAAUUUCCAAUAAUAUGAUAAAAUCUGGUAAUUCAAAUCAUUUAACAUUAACAAAAAUUACUUCUGAUAAUGAAAUUGAUUCAGGAAAUUGUGAAAUAUAUCAACAAAAUACACCAUCAAAAAUGUAUACCAGUCCUAUAAAUAGUCAAGAAAGUUAUAUUAAUUUAAAUAAUGUUACAAAUUAUCAAUCACAAUCAAAUAAUAACUUACUUCCUAAUUCAUCGUUUCAAUCAUCUAAUGAUAUUGUAUCUCUAAAUACACCAUCAACUAUAAUAUCUUAUCCAUCAAAUAAACAAUCAAUAUCAAAUAUAAAAGAAAAUGAUAAUAUAAAUAAUACAGGACAAAAUAGUGGAAGUUAUGUUAUUUUACAAAAAGAACCUAGACAAUGGAAUACAGUUUCACGUAAUUUAGAUUCAUAUAGAGUUAUGCCAAUUCAUCAAAAAUUAAAUUCAUUUUAUUCAAAUCGAGGAAAUGAUGAUGGAUAUCAAAGAAAUAAUUAUAAUCAAACAUAUCCUGUUCAAGAAUAUCAAAAAGAUUUACAAAAAACAAUCGAUCAUACGGAUUCAACAAAUUAUCAUAUGGGUGUCAAACAUGCAGCAUUAACAUCAUCAAUAAAAAAUACCAAUCCAAAUGAUACAUUAAAAAAUUUUAUUUUUAAAAGUUUUCCUGUUAAUGAUAUUAAUAAAUCAUUUCAAGAAAUAAGUAGUGAAGUUAAAAAAAUAUUUUGUCAAAAUAAGAAAAAUCCAAUUGAAAAAUCUGAACCUGUUAUGACAGCUGAAAUAAUGCAAAUUCAUGAAGAUAUGAUUCAACAACAAUUUUCAAUUAUAAAUAAACUUUAUUCUACAUUAUCUAAUGCACAAUAUCAAUUAAAAAAUUAUCAAAAUAUUUUAAUAGCUGCUAAUAAUUUUGAUGCUGAAAGUAUUAGUCGUCGUGAAGCAUUAUAUCCAACUUUAAAUUGCCUUAAAGAAUUAGAUACAAGAACCAUUAAUCGUAAAUAUAUGAAACUUUAUAGUAAUUAUGAAAAUAUUUAUCAUAAUUUAAAGGAUGGAGUAAAAGAACAUCAAUCAAUAGUUGAUAAUGAAGAAGUUUUACAAGAUUUGGCACAUGUUACUCAAGCUACAGAAGACAUUGUUCGUCUUAUCAAACAAGAUUCUAGAACAGCAUUAUUAAUUGUUCAAUUAUUGAGAAAUUUUCAAGUUGAAAGAUCUCAAUGUGUUUCUAGAAGAAGUUCAUUUAAUGUACCACCAAAUGAUGAUAAUGAUUUAAAAAAUAUAAAUGAACAAAGAAAAGACCAAAGGCAAUUAGAAACAGGGUUUUUUAAAGGUCAAUUUAAUUGUAAUCAAGUUGAUCUAUUAUUUAAAAAUGAUAAUCAGAUUAAUGGAAUUGAUAGACUCCAUCAAUCAAAUAUAAAAGAUAUUAAAAAUGGAAAGAACAAAAUUGAUAUGAAUAUAAAAAAUACAUCAAUUUAUUCAAAUAACAAUAAUUCAAAUAUUAAUUUACCAGGACCAUCAAAAAUUCAAAAUAAAGGAAAAAAUAAUAAAUCAACAAUAAAGAUUGAUAAUAAAAUAUCAAAUAAACAAACAACUCUACGUAGAAAAGGUAUAAAAAAUAAUAAUAAGAGUAAAGAUGAUGACAAAAUUUUAAAUGAAACAACAAAAACUAAAAAAAGCACAUCUACAGGAAAAAUUAAUGAUAUGGAAGAAAUAUUUAAAACUGUUAUAAAAGAAUCAUCAAAAUGUGUUACAGGAAUUGAAUCAAAAGAACGUGCUGAGGAAGUCAUAAAUGAUUAUGUUAAAAAUCCACCAAAUUCAUCACCAAUAACAACAAAUAAUAAUAUAAAUGGAAUUAAUUAUACAACAACAAUUAUAGAAAAUACUGCCCCAAUUCAGUCACAAAUUCAACAAUCAAACAAUAAUAAUACAUCACAAAAUUUAGUAAAAAAUAAUGAUUCACAAUAUGGAAAUAGUAGUAGAAAAAGAAUAAAUUCACAAACUAUUCAAAAACAAAAUCAAAUUCAACAAAAAAGUCCAAAAAUUCAACAAUGUACUAUAUCAAGAAUUGAUACAUUACCACAAACAAUUCAAAUACAACAACAUUCAAGCCCAACAAUUAAUCAACAUUUACAACCAAAUUCUGUUGAGACAAUGGAUAGUUUGUCAUCUCAACAACAAUAUCAUUAUCAAACAUUUCAAAAUGAUCAAAAUGAACAUUUUUCUCCAAUAAAUAGUAAUAUUAAUUGUUUAAAUUCUUCAUUUAUACAAACAGAUCAAACACAACAAUAUAAUAAUAUGAUUAAUUCAAAUCAAUUAACUUCAACAACAUUUUUUGCUAUACCAACAAAUAGUAUAACAAUGAAUAAUCAUCAUCAUCAACAACAGCAACAAUCUCAAUAUGGUGUUAUAAAUAGUAAUGUAGAUGAUAAUGGUAAUUUUACAUAUACAACAACAAAUUUAUCUUCACCUGGAGACUUUACAUCACCACAACAUGAUCAAAACAGAAUAAUUUCAAAUACCAAUGGAACACAAUGGAUAACGACAACACAAUCAACAUCACAUCUUCAACAAAAUUUAUGUAAUACAUCUAUUGAUAAUUCAGGAAAUCAUGAUAUUACAAUAGAUUCGGGUAUUCAACAUCCUAUUUCAUCUAUAGACAUAAAUACUUCAAAAUCUGGUGAAGAAUUAAAUGUUCUUCUUGAUGAUUCUUGGUAUAAUAAUGACCAUCAUACAAUAUAUGAAAAUAUUCAAAAUAAUAGUACUAAUAGUAAUAAUCAAACCUCAUCAAGUACAAUAAAAACAACAUCAUCAUCAAUUGAUGGCGACAAUAUUAGAAAUACUAUUUAUAGUAAUAAUAAUAAUAAUUCAAAUCCAAUAUCACAACAAAACAAUUCUUUAAUAGGAUAUAAUCAAAAUUUUAGUGAUUCAGAUAGUUUUAAUUAUGAAAAUAAUGAUAUCAAUCAACAAGGUGACCAGACUAUGGAUUGGGUAGAUCAACAGCUUAUGACAUAA
Strongyloides ratti is the source of this 4554-nucleotide messenger RNA. Its product is annotated as SAP domain-containing protein. The transcript has 7 exons. NCBI's taxonomy places the organism in Eukaryota, Metazoa, Nematoda, Chromadorea, Rhabditida, Strongyloididae. The record is from RefSeq and is a predicted model, not a curated record. Bases 1 to 4554 code for a protein of 1517 amino acids.